Messenger RNA from Paraphaeosphaeria sporulosa, 2786 nucleotides. RefSeq lists its product as uncharacterized. Bases 96 to 2510 code for a protein of 804 amino acids. NCBI's taxonomy places the organism in Eukaryota, Fungi, Ascomycota, Dothideomycetes, Pleosporales, Didymosphaeriaceae. The record is from RefSeq and is a predicted model, not a curated record. The transcript has a single exon.
ACGCGCUCCACCAGCGUUCCGCCUCCUUGUAACGCCGAUAAUGGCGACAAUUUCAUGGUAAAGGUUGCGCCCUGGGACAGCUAAAGCGUACCGAGAUGGCGGCGAAACGGAAGUCACGCGCGGAAGAGGGGCCCCCCGAUGCCAUCGGCGCGCGAAAGCAACCCCGACGAGAGUCAAGCCAACGUCCAAGCCAAGAGCAGCAACAACCAGCGCGCAAAAAGCUAACCCCAAAGGAACUUCGACAAGUCAUGGAGAAGUACAUUUACAAUCCUGAGUGCGCUUCUGAGUGCACGCUAUGUGCAACAGGAAUGUGGCAACGACUUCUAAUGUCGACCGCGGAUGACGGAGGAAGCGCACUUCAAAUGGCUCUGGACUUGGUGGAAGGGCCCUGGGAACUUACACCGAUACGUAUCGUACACCGUUUCAAAGGGUUUGCCUGCGAUGAUAUCAAAUGGAUCAUUCGGCAUCUCUGGCAAUUAUGCUUUCGAACGAGCGGGGCCAAUGAAUUGUCAUGGACAGAAGUCCUCGCAGUGUUGAAAAUCUCGGCACAGAAAAACAAGACCACUCCUGGGACAUGGUCACGGGAGGCGUUUAUCGAUGCGCAGAGUCAGGGAAUCGACGAGGCAGUGGACAAGAAGAAGAAAAGCGCUGCCAAGAAAGCAAAGCGGACAUCAGCAGACCACAUCGAGCAGAUCAAACCGAGGAGCAGCGGUCACGACACGGCCGUGCUCUCGCUCAGCUCCGCUCAGCGACUUGGAGGCACCAGAGGAACGAUAGAAUCGCCUCCAUUUCCAGAAAGCCCGGCCAAACCUCCAUCCGCAUCCGCGGUUAGUCCAACGGCCAGACCCAGAGGCAUCAUAGACAACGGAAAGUCCCCACUUCCAACUACAUUGCCAGGGAAUACAGCUCCGCUCGGUCGCCGAGAUGGUUCCGUUAUGUUGCUGGAUCGCGAGACUACACCACCUUCCAUUUACACAGGCGAGACUAGGGUGCCACGCCGAAGAGUCUUGAGUGCACGAAUCGAGCACUCCGACGACUUGAGGUCGGAGUCAUACCAAAGUGCGUUGUCGGAGACAAACCAAAGUUCGUCGGGUGACUCAACUGCACCAAUUGAAUUGGAAGCUGACGCCCGACUGAGAGCCGCCGCCAUUCUGGAGGAGUUCGAAUCACGCGACCCUAUAAGCACGGCCACUUUAAGGUAUAUGCUGGCGAAGCUUGGCCUGGCUCAAAGCAAAGUCGAUCUUGGGGGUGUCAGAGUGCUUGAUCUGGGUGAUCUCAUUCAGUCUUCAGUCGGACAGGUGGCGGGCCUUGCAUCUGGAAAGUUGCAUCCUGUUAGCGCUCGCGACAUUGAAACAUGGACCCCUUCUGAUCUUGAUUGUGAUGGGAUCAAGACGUUCGUACUUCCGUUCACGGGCCAGCCCGAGGUCCCCUCGGCCUUUUAUGUCCUCAAAGAUUCAAUAUGCCACGCCUACCUUACAACUCCUGCGCAAGAGAAUAUCAUGCUCACGCAAACGUUGCCAGAAAAGCUUAUCAGAGCUGUUGCUGGUCUGGAGGGUGCAAAAAAUUGGAAGAUGAAACUGUUGAAGAUACAGGACUGCUAUGAUCGGUCACACAAAGAUCAUCCGAGGGAAGAAGACUGCGGUCUACAAGCGCUCGCAGUCUGCCUAGCUUGUUUAGACAAUCUGUUUUUCCUCUUUAAAAUGGAUAUAAGCUUCUGGCGAGCUGUACUUGCUACGGCUAUUCACGAGUCUGCUGGCACUCGAUUCUUCAAUGAUUGGCUGCAAGGGAAAUGGUCGUCUCAACAAUUUGAGUCUACGCCUGUUCGUGACAAGAAUCACCACCCCUACUACGCCGGGGCUGUGAAAGCUCGCGAGGCAAGAAGCAAAGCGGAACGACGACAAUCCAGGCUUGCGCGUGUGCUCAAAGAUGAUAUCGGAGAAUUGCGAGCGUGGAUCCGAUAUGCGCAGCAGAAAUUCAUUGAUGUCAAAAAGACGAUGGCGGCUCAGCGCGAAGAGAUAAGAAUCAAAACAGGACCAGAUUUCCAGGAGCUGAAGGAGAAAACGGAGUGGAAUGCAAAGAGAUAUCUUGGAGCUGACGCGUUCAAACAGCUUGGUCCAGAGCAAGUUUAUGGGCCGUAUCUUUCGAGAAUGAAGCUUCUGUACGAACAAAGGUCUAAGAAGGAGGAGGUUUUGCUGCAAGUCCAAGAGCACGCGGCCGAAGACGCACUGAAGUUUCAUGAUCAGCUGUUGGCUGCUCUUGAGGCAGGCGAAGGAUUUGCACAAAGAAUGAAGAUCGAAGCAGAAGAUGAUGUCCAGAAAGCGAAGGACUUUCUACAGAGUGAACUUCACGUGGCAAAGGCGAAAUUCGAGAAGGAUAAAGCGAGGAGAGCAGAGGAGAAACGGAGAAUAGCAGAGCAGCAACAGAGACUAGCAGAGGAGCAAGCGAGAUUAGAGCUAGAGGAGAAGAGGGCGGAAGAUGAAUUCGAAGAAGAACUGGUGGACAUCGACUGAUCGAGUCGGAAACCAUUACCGGCAUCAACAUCAGGCAGACGAGACCUCACCCAUCGCUUGCGGGAUGCUGUCGAUUUGACUGGAGAGGAGGACUCGGCCGCGCUUUUGGAAAAAUCCCAACUGUUCCAACCCACCCCCGCAUCAACACCAUGGCACGCGCAAUCGCAUACGGUAAUUGGAAACAGCCCAUCAAGGCUAGUACAUUCGGUAUCCAAGCCACAUGGCAAGGAGAAGUACGCGUCCCUUUCGCAUGACACACCCGCCGCCAAUCAAAUA